AUGGACACUGCUAGCCUGAAAGAUGGUACAUCGGUCUCCACUCUAUCCAGUCCUUUCUUGUCACCUAAUGUUGGGGCCUUGCUUAAGAUCAAAACUAUUUCAUGGAGCCAAGAAACCGGUUUACCUGUUUCUGUUCGUGUUCAUGCUGCCGAUAGGACCUUUCACCUGCACAAGAAACUAUCAACCAAACAUAUUUUUUUUACCCUUUUUCAAUUUUAUGUUCUCACUAAAACAGAAAACUGUUCUCAAAAAAACCUUAACAAGCAGACCCUUUCUAAUUCAAAUUUUUUGUUUUUUUUUUUGGCUUUGCAGUACCCUUUAUUUUCGAAGAGUGGAUACUUCAAGAGGAGAUUGAAUGAGUCAAAUGAGGUUGAGAUACCACAAAAUUUCCCAGGAGGACCAGAGACCUUUGAGAUGAUUGCACUGUUCAUCUAUGGUUCUUCCACAUUAGUUGACCCCUUCAACGUUGCAGCCUUGAGAUGUGCAGCAGAGUUUCUUGAAAUGACGGAAGAGUAUGGCUCCGGCAACCUCUGUGACAGGUUCGAUAUUUAUUUGAACCAAGUGGUCCUUCAAAGUUGGGAUGAUACAUUAAUUGUUCUCCAAAAGUGCCAAACAUUGCUUCCAUGGGCCGAAGAGCUUCUAAUUGUGAGCCGCUGCAUUGAAUCUCUCGCCUUCAUGGCUUGUAUGGAGAUUCUUGAUCCAGAAAGGAAAAGGGACCAGCCAGUGGUCACAUUGGAGGCUUUGGCUGGUCAAGCUUGGAGCAAUGAAACGGUGAAGGAGUUAGUGAGCAAAGAUUUGUGGAUCAAAGAUCUAAUUGCUUUGCCAUUUGGAUUCUUCAAAAGGCUAAUUGGAUCUUUGAGAAGACAAGGAAUGAAAGAGAAAUAUGUGAGCCCCAUUAUUGUUUUCUAUGCAAACAAAUGGGUAGUAUCAAAGAAGACACGCCAGUUUUGGGAGAAUUCCGGUGAGAGAACCGGAGAUAAUGACACGAAGAACAAAGUUUCAGUGAUCUUAGAGGGUAUUCUUGAUUUGUUGCCAAUGGGAGAGAAGGCUAGUAAAGUGAUCCCACUUGGGUUUUACUUCUCAUUGCUUUCUAGGUCUCUUGAACUUGGUUUGAAGAGUGAGAGCAAGACAAAGUUGCAAGAUCAAAUUUCAUCUCUUCUACAAUUGUCACAAAUGGAUUAUUUUCUCUUUCCAACAAGAGGAACAGCGUCCAUUUCUCACAGCAUUGAGUUGGCUACAAUGGAGAGCAUAUUCUCAACCUAUGUGUCAUCUAACAUGGAUCCAAAUCAUGCUCCUUCACUGAGUAAUUUCAGAGUUGCAGAAUUGUGGGAUGCUUAUCUUUCGCAUAUAGCUGCUGAUCCUAACAUGGGGCCUAAAAGAUUCAUGGACCUCAUUGAAACUGUACCUCUAUUUAGCAGACAAAGCCAUGAUCAUCUCUACAGAGCAAUGAACAACUUCCUACUGGCACACCAAGACAUGUCACAAGAUGAGAAAGGGUUGGUAUGCAAAUACCUCAACUGCCAAAAACUAUCACAGGAGGUGUGCAUUGAGGCAGUCCAAAACGAGUUGAUGCCACUGCGUCUGAUUGUCCAGGCGCUUUUCGUUCAGCAACUAAACACUCAUCAAGCCUUCAAAGAAUGCUCAGACUCAUUUAGAUAUGCACAUUGUGGCGAAUUCUCGGGAAGCCUCUCGAGCUCUAGAUAUGCAAACUCCAAAAGCCAGAACCUAGGUGAGAGUCCAUACAUAGAUGGAGGAGAAACAGGCAAUUCUAGACCACUAAGCUUCUCGCUGCAGAAAGACACAGCAAUGCCAAGGUCUGAAUUCUCAAGGAAGGAGUACGAAUCCACAAGCUUCAGAAUCCAAAACCUUGAACAAGAACUCUUGUCCUUGAAGAGAAGCCUUCAUUCCCAAAACAUUUCGAAGAAAACAGAAGCAGAUUCGAAUAAAACAAAACAAGUUACAGGCAAUUCACAGAGCUUGAGACCAUAUGGUCUAGAGGGAAGGACAUUGAGCAAGAAGAGGAAUCCACUAGGACAAGUGACUGCUUGCAUCGGUUCUGUGAACUUUGCUUCCCAGAGAAAAUAUGCCAGUAGGCUGCUCAAGGUAUUUAGGAGCAUAAGUUUGUUUGGAAGAGGAAAAUCAAAGAGGAAGCCAGGUGCUCCUGGUCUAUGGGCUUAGGUGAUUUAACGCAUUAACUAUAUAUAUAUAUAUAUGAAUCUAUGA
Messenger RNA from Cornus florida, 2223 nucleotides. Its product is annotated as BTB/POZ domain-containing protein At5g48130. The record is from RefSeq and is a predicted model, not a curated record. The transcript is spliced from 4 exons. NCBI's taxonomy places the organism in Eukaryota, Viridiplantae, Streptophyta, Magnoliopsida, Cornales, Cornaceae.